Molecule: messenger RNA, 1053 nt
Organism: Punica granatum (pomegranate)
Lineage: Eukaryota; Viridiplantae; Streptophyta; Magnoliopsida; Myrtales; Lythraceae
Source: RefSeq, a predicted model, not a curated record
GCUUGAGGCCAGUAAGUUCGGGGUCCAAUCUGUCCAUGCAACCAAGCAGCUGAAAUUUAGUACCGUGCUUAUCGGCUCCGACAAGGAUCCUGAUCUCUCUCGUAUUUUAUUUCAUCGUCCGUUGCUUUCUCAAGCCGAACGUGCGAGGAGUCCCUGUUGACAUGAACAUCCUGGGAGAAUCAUACAAAACUACGGACACAUCGAUCUGCCGUCCGAGGAGGAGCAUCGUCCUUGACGAUGCUGCCGUUCCCCCACGACCGAAGACGUGUAGGUCCAUUUGUUUUAUAUCCAUUUCCCCCAUUUUCCUCUCAUAUAUUAAUUACUAUUAUGCAUUUCUUCUCUUCCCUCUUGAGGAAAAUAGAGGAGACACCGUCAAGACAUUAGUAGAUACACAUACGCAAAGGCCUAAGCUUGAACGGGUCUCGAUUGAUCAGAUUUUGGACUAGAUUCAUUGAUUGGAGAUGGCGGAUUGGGGGCCGGUGGUGAUAGGGGUGGUGCUGUUCGUGUUGCUGACGCCAGGGCUGCUGUUUCAGCUGCCGGGAAACAAGCGGCCGGUUGAGUUCGUGAACAUGCAGACGAGCGGCAUCUUCAUCUUCAUCCACACCAUCAUCUUCUUCGGCCUCAUCACCAUCUUCCUCAUCGCCAUCGGCGUCCAUAUCACCACCGGCUAGCUUCCUGCUGAUUGCUAGCGAAAUUAUUCAACUUCGCAUCAUCAUCAUCAUCAUCAUCAUCAUCGUGGCUAUCCAGUUCAUGAUUAAAUACCAUGGAUUUAUACAUACCAUGUCAAUUAAUUUGAUCGUUAUGGUAAUUACGACGAAAUGAAAUGGCUGCGGCUAUUGCUAGUAGUGUCAGUUUUAUUCAGCCAAAAAAAAAAAAAGAGUAGUGUCAGUUUAGUUGCUCUCUUUUUCUUUUUUCCUGCUGAGUGAUCCUUGUAGCUGUAUCCUCCUAUUAUUUCUGUUGGACCGGCUCGGUCGCAUUAUUCCCCCCUGUCUGUUCUUCACUCGAGCUCAAGUCAAAACUCUCAAAAUGGGCAUGUGUGUCCAUGUAAAGUAA